AUGUGUCCAGUGUCAGUCAAGCUCCCCCAGACCCUUAGACCUCCAAAGGCAGGGAGGCUGACUCUACAGGCGGUGAGGCUGAAGAUGGACUCUCUUCCCAGGGCUCGUAGCUUGGGGCAGCCCUGGAGUGCAGCUGGUUCUCUGUGGGGCUGGGCCGUGUCAAGGCUACACCUGGACUGGACAACAAGGUUCUUUCAGCAGGAUGAAGAGAUGGUGAUUCUGACCCACAGUGACGAGUUGAACCGAACCUAUUGUGAGGACACCGGAUUGCCUUUUGACAACAUCACAAACAAAAACAAGACAAGCGGCGAUGACACCAGAAGAGACAGAACAUCAUUUAGAAGAAACAGCCUGUCUCUGACUGAACAAGAUAAUCCCACUGUGAGGGAGAGACCAGCUCCUAAUCUGACGGGAUCCACCACCACCUUACGGCAGGCGAGUCCAGCUUUCAAAGAAACCAGAGCUACUGUAAUCUCCACUGGGCCCAGUGCCAUCACCAUGACCUCAGCGGUUUCCACUGCGGACUCACCUUGGUUCAAAAAUACAAGGAGUUAUGGCAAAUGGAAAACAUCAUCUAAGAUACAAGCUGACAAGGAUCUGAGUUUUAACCAGAACCAGGGUAACAAGAAAAGAUCCCACGGGUUGGCUACCCUGCUUAGAGGGAAUGUGCAAAAACAAAGACUUGCUGAAGAUGGAGAGGAGAAAAUGGAAGGAGAGGAAAUUGUGGAGGGGGAUUCUCAGCUCUGUACCAGCCUUGAAGAAGAGAGAGCAGGGAUGAGUUUGGCCAGUCCAGUUCAGUGCCCCAGUACCGCCACCACAGGUCUGAAUCCUACUGCCACCAUCACCGCCUGGGAGGCUGGCUGGAAUGUCACAAAUGCUAUACAGGGUAUCUUUGUGUUGGGUUUACCCUUUGCUCUGGUCCAGUCAGGUUAUGUGGGUCUUGUUCUACUGGUUCUGUCAGCCUGGGUCUGCAACCACACAGGGAGGAUCCUGGUGACCUGUCUAUAUGAAGAGGAUCAAAGCGGAGGGUCGGUGUCAAAGGUCAGAGUCCGACACAGCUACCAGGACAUAGUGAAGGUCUGCUGCAAAGGACUGUGGCCCAACUGUCCUGGACUGGGGGGGUGCAUGGUUAAUGGAGCUCAGAUCAUUGAGCUGUUGAUGACCUGUACCCUGUAUCUGGUUGUCUCCACCAAUCUGUUGUCUGACAGUCUAUCAGGGAUGGCUGUUCCUAGAUCAGUGUGUUCUCUGGCGUCUCUGAUGUUCCUGCUUCCCUGCCUGCUGCUGACUGAUCUCAGACCAGUCUCUACCCUCAGCCUGCUGUGCUCCCUGGCUCACAUACUGAUCAGCCUGUUGGUCAUGCUGUACUGUCUGAGUCGGUCCAGCAGCUGGUCCUGGUCCUCCCUGUCUCUGUCCGUGGACCCGGAGGACUUCCUCGUCUCUGUGGGAGUCAUCAUCUUCUCCUACACCUCGCAGAUCUUCCUCCCACCUCUAGAGGGCAGUAUGGAGGACAGAGGGCAGUUUAAUGCCAUGCUGGCGUGGACUCAUGGUGCCGCCUGCAUCAUAAAAACCCUGUUUUCUUUACUGGCCGUGUUGACAUGGGGGGCAGAGACCAGUGAGGUCAUCACAGACAACCUGCCCUCUGACCUUCGACCUCUCGUCAACCUGUGCCUGCUGGCUAAAGCCCUGCUGUCCUACCCUCUGCCAUUCUACUCCGCUGCUGAAAUACUACAGACCUGUCUGCUUGGAGAUAGUGUUAUCUCAUCGUACUCCAAACACGGAGGUCAAGGUGUGCCUCGUCCGGCCCUGAUGGUCCGCGGCGCCUUGUUGAUGACAUCAUACCUACUGGCCCUGCUAGUCCCCAGGUUCUCUCUGUUGAUGGGUUUGACAGGCAGUGUGACCGGGGCGGCCAUGACACUCAUAUUGCCGUGCCUGUUUCACCUCAGACUGCAGUGGAGCCGCCUCACUGUGAGGGAGCGGCUGAUAGAUGUGUGUAUACUGAGUCUAGGGGUCAUCUGUAGUGUGUCUGGGGUGGUUUGCUCAGUGACAAGACUGGUGGAAGGACUCUAG
Messenger RNA from Micropterus dolomieu (smallmouth bass), 2067 nucleotides. Its product is annotated as vesicular inhibitory amino acid transporter-like. Bases 1 to 2067 code for a protein of 688 amino acids. Lineage: Eukaryota; Metazoa; Chordata; Actinopteri; Centrarchiformes; Centrarchidae. The transcript is spliced from 8 exons. The record is from RefSeq and is a predicted model, not a curated record. Gene Ontology annotation, cellular component: vacuolar membrane. Gene Ontology annotation, biological process: amino acid transmembrane transport. Gene Ontology annotation, molecular function: amino acid transmembrane transporter activity.